Messenger RNA from Miniopterus natalensis, 597 nucleotides. The record is from RefSeq and is a predicted model, not a curated record. Lineage: Eukaryota; Metazoa; Chordata; Mammalia; Chiroptera; Miniopteridae.
AUGGGUGAAAAAGCCAUCACCUUGUUUCAGUGGGUACGACGAGGCUUCGAGGCCUUCCAAGCCUGCUGUCCGGAUCUGUGCUCUGAGACCCCCGCCCCAGCGAUGCCACCUGCUGGAGCAGAAAACAAACGCUCGGAUGCCAGGACUCCCUUCUAUGACCAGGGUGGCCCUGUGGAGAUCUUGCCCUACCUGUUCCUGGGCAGCUGCAGCCACUCGUCGGAUCUGCAGGGGCUGCAGGCCUGUGGCAUCACCGCUGUCCUCAACGUCUCCGCCAGCUGCCCCAACCACUUUGAGGGCCUUCUGCGCUACAAGAGCAUCCCGGUGGAGGACAACCAGAUGGUGGAGAUCAGUGCCUGGUUCCAGGAGGCCAUAGGCUUCAUUGACUCUGUGAAGAACAGUGGGGGCCGGGUGCUGGUGCACUGCCAGGCGGGCAUCUCCCGCUCUGCUACCAUCUGCCUGGCCUACCUCAUACAGAGCCACCGUGUGCGACUGGAUGAGGCCUUUGACUUCGUUAAGCAACGCCGAGGGGUCAUCUCCCCCAAUUUCAGUUUCAUGGGGCAGCUGCUACAGUUUGAGACUCAGGUGCUGUGUCACUGA